GGCUUCCAGUUCUCAGAAUGUCUAUACAUAUCGACCGGGCCAGCUUCCAAGUGGAUGCUUUCGGAUCUUCCUUCAUUCUCGACGUGACCUUAAACCAUGAUCUGCUGUCUUCUAAAUACCUGGAGAGACAUAUUGAACAUGGAGGAAAGACUGUGGAAGUUAAAGGAGGGGAACAUUGCUACUACCAGGGACACAUUCGAGGACAUCCUAAGUCACUUGUGGCCUUAUCGACGUGCCGUGGGCUACAAGGGAUGUUCUCCGAUGGGAACCACACAUACCUUAUUGAGCCAGAAGAAAAUUCUACCUCUCACGAGGACUUCCACUUCCAUUCAGUUUACAAAUCCAAGCGGUUUGAAUUUCCUUUGGAUGACCUGCCAGCUGACUUCCAGCAGAUAAACGUCACGUUACCAAAAUUUGUUCUGAAGCCCAGAAACAUAAGGAAAAAGAGGCAGGUUCAUCGCCAUCCCCGGAAUGUGGAGGAAGAAACAAAAUAUGUCGAGCUCAUGAUAGUGAAUGAUCAUCUGAUGUUUAAAAAACACCGGCUCUCAAUUGUGCAUACAAACACCUAUGCAAAGUCAGUUGUGAAUAUAGCAGAUUUAAUCUAUAAGGAACAACUCAACACGAGGAUCGUGCUGGUCGCCAUGGAAACCUGGGCCGCGGACAACAAAUUCACCAUAUCUGAGAACCCCACGGUGACUUUACGGGAGUUUAUGAAAUACAGAAGGGAUUUCAUCAAAGAGAAAAGUGAUGCGGUUCACCUGUUUUCGGGAAGUCGCUUUGAGAGCAGCCACAGCGGAGCCGCUUACGUCGGUGGAAUCUGCUCCCUGCUGAAAGGUGGAGGGGUCAACGAAUUUGGGAAAACGGAUUUAAUGGCUGUGACACUGGCGCAGUCCUUAGCUCAAAAUCUUGGUAUUUUCUCAGACAGAAGAAAGAUAGUAAGUGGUGAGUGUGAAUGUGAAGACACCUGGUCUGGUUGCAUAAUGGGAGACAUGGGCUACUACCUUCCGAAGAGAUUCUCUCAGUGUAAUGUGGACGAAUAUCACAACUUUUUAAAUAAUGGAGGGGGGGCCUGCCUCUUCAAUAAGCCAUCUAAGCUCCUCGAUCCCCCAGAAUGUGGCAAUGGCUUCGUGGAAGUCGGAGAAGAAUGUGAUUGUGGUACGCAGGCUGAGUGUGCUAUUGAAGGAGGAGAAUGUUGUCAAAAAUGCACACUGACUCAGGACUCACAAUGUAGUGAUGGGCUCUGCUGUAACAACUGUAAGUUUCAACCCAAAGGAACCGUGUGUCGGGACGCCGUGAAUGAUUGUGACAUUUCUGAAACCUGCACGGGAAACACCAGCCAGUGUGCUCCAAAUGUUCAUAAAAUGGAUGGAUAUACAUGCGAUGAUUCUCAGGGCAUUUGUUUUGGAGGAAGGUGCAAAACCAGGGCCAGACAAUGCAAAUACAUCUGGGGUGAGAAAGUAACUGCUUCUGACAACUACUGCUAUGAGAAACUCAAUAUUGAAGGCACUGAGAAAGGGAACUGUGGUCGAAACAAGGACACUUGGAUACAGUGCAACAAACAGGAUGUGCUUUGUGGUUACCUUCUCUGCACCAAUAUUGGGAACAUCCCCAGGCUUGGAGAACUGGAUGGUGAAAUCACGUCCUCUUUAGUUGUUCAGCAAGGAAGGACAUUGAAUUGCAGCGGUGGACAUGUUAAGCUCGAAGAAGAGACGGACCUGGGCUAUGUGGAAGACGGGACUCCGUGUGGCAAAAAAAUGAUGUGUUUCGAACGCAGAUGCCUCCCUACCGAUUCUUUCAACUUCAGCACCUGUUUGGGGUCUAGAGAAAAUGUCAUUUGUUCAGGACAUGGAGUUUGCAGUAAUGAAAUAAAGUGUGUCUGUACUAAGUUCUGGACAGGAGCUGACUGCAGUAUUUAUUUCCCUUACAAUGAUGGGUCAAAAGAUGAUGUGUUUCAUCCUGGCAAUGGUGUUGCCAGCACAAAUAUCAUAAUAGGGAUUAUAGCAGGCUCCAUUUUAGUGUUGGCACUCAUUAUAGGAAUCACCGCAUGGGGCUACAAGAACUACCGAAAACAGAGACAAAUCCCCCAGGGAGAUUUUGUAAAAAAGCCUGGAGAUGCCGACUCUAUUUAUAGCGACAUGGUUCCUGGAGUCAGCACAAACUCAGCAUCUAGUUCUAAGAAGAGGUCUGCUUUUCUGUCGCAUUUUCAGAUUUCUACCUGUUCCAUUCCACAUUAUUCCAUUAGUCAGAACAUUUCAUUAUUUUGCAGCAGAUCAAAUGGACUAUCGCAUUCAUGGAGCGAAAGAAUCCCUGACACCAAAAAUAUUUCCGAAAUCUGUGAGAAUGGACGGCCCAGGAGUAAUUCGUGGCAAGGUAAUGCAGGAGGCAACAGAAAGAAAAACAAAGGCAAAAGAUUUCGACCCAGGUCUAAUUCUACUGAGUAUUUAAACCCUUGGUUCAAAAGAGACUCUAAUGUAGCUAAGUGGGUAGAAGAUGUGAAUAAAAACACUGAAGGACCCUACUUUAGAACAUUAUCUCCUGCCAAGUCUCCUUCUUCAUCUACUGGAUCCAUCGCCUCAAGCAGAAAAUACCCCUAUCCAAUGCCUCCACUUCCCGACGAAGAGAAAAAGGAGAACAGACAAAGUGCCAAGCUAUGGGAGACGUCCAUCUAAAGCCACUGUUUACACAGCACACACUCGAACUGUUUACGUCGACUUUUAUAGAUGCUCAGCGCCCCUGAGUCACGGUAUGUUACCUGCUCUUCACACACACAGUGUUCGCUCUCUCAUCCGGUUUCCUUUCGGAUUUGCUGGGUGUUCAAGGUCAGCCCACAAUGAGACAACCUAAGCGACACCAGAUACUUUGGGUUAAAUGAACCAGCUGAGACAAAGAUAUUCCUUGGACCUGCGUACCAAAACUAUCAAAAUUAAACUCCCUGCGCAAAUCUGACAGGUUUAUCCUGAGGAUAACGUCGACCCGGGAAAAGCGCAUUCAGAACUCAAGCCUCUGAGGUCUGUUCCCACUGAAGUAUGUGCAUGGACUUUCUUUCAUUUUGUUUUCCCCAUUUUCAAGGACAAAAUAGUUCAGUAGAUACUAGCAUGCAGGGUUAAGAAAUAUAAGGUUUUUCUGCCGGACUUCAAGCUUUAGGAGACCAAUAGCCAACCUGUACUUUGGAAAGUUCAUUUUACUUUCACAUUCUCGGCACAUAAAGGGCAGUGGACAUGUGGAAACAGAAAACCAUGGGAAAGCAAACAUCACCGUCUUCACUGGGCCUUUAAAAUUUUAAGCCAAUGAUGGUGAAAACCUUGGCUAUUGGGACAGUAAAGGAGUUUCUGAGAAAUCACACUUGACUGGAGUACACAAUGUCCCUUUAAAGUAUGGGUCGGGAGGACGUGAUUAUUUUUUGUCACUGUUCAAGAAAGCAGGUAGCAGAGAUGAGUGGAGCAGAACAGACCAAAGAAACACGUCAAUGACAAAUGGGCCCUGAGUUGCUUUCACCAACUGUUUCAGCCACCGUCUCGGUAUGUGACUCUGGAGGUGGAUUAGUCACGUAAGCAGCAGCAGCUGGGCAUUUAUAAAAUCCCACGUGAAAAAUCUGAUGUUCUGAGUCCUCGUCUUCAGUUCAAGGAAAAAUUCAGAAUCGAAUAGGAAAGAGUAAUGCACCUCAGUCUUGGACUCCCUUUCAAAAAGCGAUGGUUGUAGUGAACUGUUUGGUUUGGGGGUUAUUGCUGGGUACCGUAGGAACCUUAAUUUCCUCCUUUAGCCAUACAUUUUUUCUUGUGUCAGAUGAACAAUCUGGGAUCAUUUUCGAAGUCGCCCUUUCUAAAUUUGUUCCCUCAAAGGCAUUUUCUUCCUCCGAGUCUGUUCUAUUUUCAGGAGAAAAUUAAAUGUGCCCUGCUGCUGCUUUUCAACCCACACAAUUUCUCAUGAUCUUCAUUCCAUCUGGUGGGUAAAGAUUUAGGAGAGCAAGCAGUGUGAUUUUAAUGCGAUGGAGCUAUCUCUGGGCUGACUGUUAGAACUCUGCCAAGACGUUAUCAAGUUGUUUCAUACAGAGAAGGGGAGACCGAACAUUUGAAAAAAUGGAGCAGGUGACCAAAAUCCCUCUGACAGGCAGUAAAGAGUCCUUGUGAAUGUUUGAAAGGGAUUCUAGGUGUGAGGAUAGUUCAUCAUGGACUCCUCAAGCCACUGUUCUUUUAGUGCUAGAGGGCUUCAAAGCCAUCAGGUCAAUCUUUUUCUCUCUCCUCCCAUGCCUUUUUGGCAUUUCUGUGAGUUUAAAAUUUUUUUAAAAAAACACCAACCCACAAACGCCCAGCACAGGACCAUCAGCACAGGGUUGAUUCCGCAAUACUAGAAUUCAGCAAGCCGUCGCCGAAGACGAGGUUAAAAUGAGGUUUCAUUACGAUCUCCAGUGCUUAAUACAGUGCCUGCCACACUAUAUUAAUUAUUAUUAUGAUCUCCAUGGAAUUUUACAGGGAACAGCGGGCCUCCCAAACCACCCCACCUCCCAAAUUGCCAAUGGGCUUAGCUCACUCCUUUCAUAACUUCCCAUGACUUAUUUACAUUGGGCUUUAUUCCCAGUCUAUCCCACAACAUCCACAUCCUCAGUCAGGCAGGCUGAGAGAGGCUUCUCGCUGCCUAAAUAAUGACUGAUGGGCACACAGGCACUGGUAUUCAAUUCCCAUCUGUUUUCAUCCAGUUUGGAUGGGCUUGGGUCAGUUUUUCUCUUUCUCACUCUCCCUCUUCCUCCUUCUCUCCUCUCUCAUUCUAUCUCUCCCCCUCUCUCCUUCUCUCUCUUCCUCUCCCUUUCCUUCUCUCUCACCCCCCUCUCCCCCCUACUCUCUCUCUUCCCCCAUUCCGCUCUGCCUUCAGGACCAGGUCCUGAACAGAAGUAGUCUCCAUUAAAAAGGGCCAACAGUUUCCCACAGUGACUCCCAACUUUUCCUAGAUCCUGAUUUUCAGGGUUCUCAAUCACUCUGGCCCUGUGACUCAGGCGUGGAAACCCUCCGAGUUUAACAGUUUAACAGAGUUUAACAGAGUCGUGCUGGGUACAUCAUACCGGAUUUCAGGUGCUUUAGCAGCAAAUGUCUGUCUAUUUAUGAUUUCCCUCAGAGACACUGGGCAAAUCUCCUUUCCCCGAAUACCAACCUCCUUACAGAAACAUCACCCCCUUCUCUCCCAUCAAAGCCAUCGACAACCAUUAGAGAUAUUUACCAAGUUUUAAACUCUAAACCAGGUCUAAAGUUUAAGGUCGGAGUAGAAAUUCUUAAAAAUAGGCUAGUUCUAGUCUGUCAAUUCAGGACAGUUAUUUUGAGUCCGAUGAUUCAGUGGAAGUACAAAAAAAUCCUGCUCAAAUAGGUCUGUAUAUCACUGCCUGGUUCUGAAUCCUGACUUUUUUUUGUUUUUGUAAUCCAGCGCAGAGUGAAACUUGGUGUCUGUGACCACUCUUUCUAAUGGGAAAAUAUAACACACUACACUUACCAUUUUUUACAGGAUUUUUUUUUUUACAAUAAAUGCCUAAUUACAAAAAAAGGGUUUCUUUUAAAAAAACAACAAACUGCACUUUUUUUAACUUUUCCCGAAAGAGAAUCCCAGCCUAUGACCCUUUCUUUCAGAAACUUGGGACUGUUGUGUCAUGGUAGUAAUUAUUCAUUCACCAGUGUAGAUUUGUGCUAGUAUUUUACCUCCACUUGUCCCCAUCUAUAAAUAGUUGAAGACACCCUAAGGUGAAGUUUUAGUGACAGCAUGGAAAAAUACAUGCUUUUAGUGUGGUCUGGCAAUUAAAUAUCUGUAGAACCCUAAAUAUCCAUCCUAAGACAUCAAGUUUUCCUCUGCUACCCAUUCCAGGUUCUUUCUCUUUAAAAUAAAAGAAAGUUCUGGUAUACACCAACAUGAAAUAGAGCAUUGCAACUGCUUUUUUGAGAGUAAUUUCUGUUACAGGAGCUGCUCCAAGUUAUACGUUCAUUCUUCAUUGUAGCUGAACAAAAUAUUGCUGCUUUUAAGAGUAAUCUAUAAGGAGAUCCUAAAUACUUGCACAAUUUUAUUAAUAUCCACUUCUGAGGCUAAAUACGAGACUAUGGUUUUCUAUGUUACUAUUAUUGUAACAUCAAUAAAGAGACUCUGUGUUUCAUUUGA
This is a messenger RNA of Tachyglossus aculeatus (Australian echidna), 6129 nucleotides long. It is a transcript of the gene ADAM22, whose product is annotated as ADAM metallopeptidase domain 22. Gene Ontology annotation, cellular component: postsynaptic density membrane. The record is from RefSeq and is a predicted model, not a curated record. The transcript is spliced from 31 exons. Bases 18 to 2669 code for a protein of 883 amino acids. Gene Ontology annotation, biological process: proteolysis. Lineage: Eukaryota; Metazoa; Chordata; Mammalia; Monotremata; Tachyglossidae. Gene Ontology annotation, molecular function: metalloendopeptidase activity.